CUCCCCUUUGCCCUUCCGUGGAACAAGUUCGGCCCAAUGCGUUGGUCACUUGUGGGUUACUGGGAUGAUCCCUUCUGUCUUGCUUACUGGGUUUGGUCUUUAUUUCCCCAAUCGGAAUCCGGGAAGUUAGACGAAUAAGUGAGGGUUGGACUAGAAGCGGUAAUAUCGUUGUGGGCCUAUGCGCUGGGAUUACGGAUUCACCCCGGUUUCCCUGGGCGAUUAGGUGAGGUGGGGAGAGAGGAUGGUGUUAGCGAGAUGGGUUGCCUUGCGUGGCGAGUUGGGAAAGUGCUUGGUGCUGGUGGUUUACAGAGGGUACUUGUGAGGUGCGUUAUCGUGAUCACGUGGAUGGUGUCUUAUCGUGAGGUGCGCGAUAACAGCGACCUAAGGGGAGAGAGAGAGGGAGAGAUGGGUGUGCUACUAUACGCCAGACACACGACAAGCAGUGGUGACGAUGCAAGCCGUGGUAUAGAUUUCGCAUCAUACAUAAUAAAUGUCUGAAUUUCAUAGUCGCAGGCUUCUGCGCACUCCGUCACCCCCACUCCGUCGUGCUUCCCUCGCUCCAUCUACAGCAGUAGUACAUAAACGCGCAAUAUUGCCCUUAGUACUACUCCUUGUUCUUGUCCAUCUCUCAGCUGUCUUGUAUACGCUUCCGCUUAAUCGGGUGAUUGAACUCCGACUAUGUCAGGCGCAUUACGAGCUGCGUGAUCCAUCGACUAUACAGCCAGAUGGCUCGAUACCAGAGAAGCUGUGUAAAAUAGAUGAUGUGCAGCGUCGCCUUGCGUGGCUGCAAGGGACUAUGGAGACAACGCUUGUUGUUUGCGGUAUGUGGGUGUUCAUUUUUACUUGUUCUCCCCGCUUUGUUGCUGAGCGAUGGGGCGUCAAGAUUGUACUGUUGUGUAAUUUGAUGCCGAGGAUUUUCAUGAGUGCUUGGGCUAUGCUUGUUGGUAAUUAUCCGCAUAUCCUCCCGACCAACGCCAUCAUUGCCGGCCCAUUCUUCAAUGUUCUUGGAGGCGAAUGUGUAUUUCAGUCUACCAUCUUCACUUUGACUUCAGCCUUAGCUAGUGAAUAUGUGGAACGGGCAUCCUACUUCUCCUACAUAAGCUCAACAUCCUACAUUGUCUCCUUCCUGGGACCAACUCUCGCCGCAUUCACCAUGAACAACAGUCCCUGGCUCCCCUUCUGGCUCAACAUCGCUCUUCUCCUCUGCGCCAUACCAACUAUCAGCUUGCUCCCUUCGAUUUCAAAAACACCAACUCUCUCUAUGGCCCCAGAUUCCAUUCCCCAAGACCCAGACGAAGAAGCUGGACCGUUGCUUCAAGGCAGAACCACCAGACAUGCCGAGGACUUCGAAACGCAUGCUAGCUUUUUACAAAGUAUAUUGCAUGCAACGCGCAAAAUGAGGCGUUUGGUUACUGGCCGCCGCAAAUUCCAAAUCCUGCUUUGCUCCUUUUUUCUUACUGCGCUGGCAAGUUCGGAUACGAAGUUGCUGGUGCAAUAUAUUUCCAAGCGGUAUGAAUGGACUUUUGCACAGGCAGGCUACAUGCUCUCCGCCAAAGCACUGGUGAAUUUCACAUUACUGGCUAUAAUCGUGCCACGCAUCAUUCGGAACUCCAUGUCAUCCAAGACGGUCCAUGGGUCUGAAGUGCGGCUUAAUAUCAUAGGUGCAGAAGUGAGCAUUGCGGUCUCGGUGGCAGGCGUGCUAUGUGUGGCACUAGCGUUCAGGUUUUGGAUGCUACUUGCUGCUUUGAUUGUAUAUGCACUUGGCUCUGCGCUGCCGGUUUUUACAAUGUCGCUGGUCAAGUCACCUCUUAUUGCGCUGGCGCAUUCAGAUGUCCAGGACUUCAGUAUAGUCAUGUUGACAAAGACGCUUGGGUCGCUAGUCGGCGCUCCUUUGAUGACUGUACUGUGGGUACAGGCUAUAAAACUUGGGGGUAUUGGUGUUGGCCUACCGUACUUUUUCUCUGCUUGUAUAUAUCUUGUUGCAGCAUUCGUCAUUUCGCGCUUGAGGAACUAGAAAAAUUGAUUUGAUAUUAACUGGAGAUGUACAUUCAGAUUAGCCUUGCUUCUCAACUUAAAUAACUAGAACAGCAACAAGAGCAGCGAAAAUCGACAUGAUCCAUG
Messenger RNA from Bipolaris sorokiniana ND90Pr, 2121 nucleotides. RefSeq lists its product as uncharacterized. Gene Ontology annotation, biological process: transmembrane transport. NCBI's taxonomy places the organism in Eukaryota, Fungi, Ascomycota, Dothideomycetes, Pleosporales, Pleosporaceae. The record is from RefSeq and is a predicted model, not a curated record. Gene Ontology annotation, molecular function: transmembrane transporter activity. Bases 491 to 2014 code for a protein of 507 amino acids. The transcript has 6 exons. Gene Ontology annotation, cellular component: membrane.